CCCGGUGUCUAGGGCGGAUUAGGGUGGAUACCAUGCAUAUGGGGGACAUCAUCAUGAGAUUUGCCCGCCACUUCGGCGUGGAUGUGGACCGAUGCUCCAUCAUCGGGAGGACCGAGCCCUUCCAGUGGCUGCACUUUACAACCAGCAGUUGGUACUUCAGGAGAGGGGCAUUGGGUACCUCGAUGGGCUCCGACCUUCAGGAUCCAUGAAUCCAGCAUUUGACCCUGCUCCAUUGGAGCCAGAUGUAGGGGUUCGACACCCAAAGCAGCCACCUGCUCGAGCACCCGGCAACUGCCAGCGUCCUGCACACCAGCGCCCCAUACCACCACCACCAGCAGCUUCAGCACCCAGGCCAGCGGGUGAUCCCCUCGUCCAUAGGGUGGAUCGCCAUGAGACCCACCUUGGGGGAGUGACUUCUCGCCUCGACCGACAGACGGACCUCCUCGAGCAGAUGGCUAGACGCCAGGGUCUCAAUCCCGAUGAUGAGCCAGGGCCUUCGACCUAGUGAUGUAGCCGACGAGGGAGAUAUGUGGCGAAGCCGAUUCCUUUUGCCCCACUACUCCACUUGGAACUCUGAACUCUUUUGUUUUAUUUUUCUUUCAUUUGUUUGUAUGACCAUAAACUACUACUACUAUCGUAUUGUGUUUUGUAAUAACCUCUCCUUGAGCGAGUCACAUUGUGUUUGUGUGUGUUUUGUAUUUUCCUUGAAGCUCUGAAUCUCCUACCCCAUAAACAAUUCCAACUUUCACUCACCAAGCAAAGCGGAAACGUUGUUCUACCCCUAUCUUACGCCAUUGAGGGCAAUGUCGAGCUUAAGUGUGGGGUGGGAUGGGGGGGGUAGUCUACUUUUAUGCUUGUGUGAGUGUGAUUGAUGCUUGGAGCCUUGAUUUAUGCCCAACUUUGAAAAAUUUGAGUGCUCCAAACAAUGUUUGCAUGAUCAAAGUGGUCGGUUUGUAGGAGAAUCUUGUGGUUAUUGGCAUUGAGUGAUCGAGUACGUCCUAUGAUGAUGAUUGAGAGAUGCAUUAGGAUAGUGCAAAGGUUUAGUUCUCAUGUGUGCAAAAAUGAAUGGAUGUUUUGACU
This is a messenger RNA of Linum trigynum, 1080 nucleotides long. NCBI's taxonomy places the organism in Eukaryota, Viridiplantae, Streptophyta, Magnoliopsida, Malpighiales, Linaceae. The record is from the annotation of a GenBank genome assembly.